UAUUGAGUAUUUUCAGAAUGCAAAUAACGUCCGGCAUCAUGGCCGGAAACGCGGCGACGUCGGCAUGCGCCGGCCUCGGCAGCGAGGUCGUGCCGGCCGUCGUCUGCUACUCGUAUGACGCUGCCACGACGUCGUCGAUCAACUCGCCACACUCAUCGAUGGAGAUCGCUGCCACGAAGCAGCAGCGGCCAAGCACCGCCUCCGCUACGGACUGCGUUCGCCGAGCAGCCGUCGAUCACAUUUUGGAGUACUCUACUAGUGCUACAUUCACUGAAAACUGCACUUCUGACGCCCUGCAAAUCGCCAGGGAACAGCUUCGAAAGAUCUACAUAGCUGAGGCAUCACUUUUGCGGAAUAUGGAGGAGUGCAGUAGCUCGUCAGAUUUGGAUUCGUUGGUUGAGGCUCUGCAACGUUUGAGGAAUUUUGAAUCCGAUGUCCAACGACGGUUGUUCUCCCAUCUGCGACUGCUACAACCGUGACAUUCCACGCCGAUUCUCCACUCAGAACUAUCCAUGUCUCGUUCACCUUCCGCGUCUUUCCGUGUGUCUCUCGUGCAGGUGGCAUUACACUGAAAGAAGAGUCUGGCGCAGCGGCGACGAUACGCGCGCGCGCGCAACAGACUGUCCUGAGGAAUCUGUCUGUACAUAGAUGCUAGUUUUGAAACACUCAAGUGUGAUUCGACACUGUGAUAGUACAAGAGCAGUGCCAGUUCAUAUUGAUUCUUACAUUAGUUGAUUGUCACAUAAUAUGCUAAUAAUUAUUCAUCAUUAUCACAUCGGCGUUGGAAUUUUAUCAAAGUAUGAAAAAAUGAAGAAUAUGUUG
This is a messenger RNA of Cylicocyclus nassatus, 822 nucleotides long. NCBI's taxonomy places the organism in Eukaryota, Metazoa, Nematoda, Chromadorea, Rhabditida, Strongylidae. The record is from the annotation of a GenBank genome assembly.